CCCAUCACAGCAGUAUUUUUUCCACCCUGGAAGAGAUUUGCUGAACCAGCCAGGAGAAGAUCUGACCCAAGAAGACAGAGACAUGGCCUCCAAAGUUGCAGCUCUGCUCCUGAUAGGUCUCAUCUGCUUUGAGUUUGCUGCAGCCGAGAUUGCUGUGGACUGCUGCCUGAGAGUUGAGAGUGAAAAACGUCUGCACCGCCGAAACCUUGUGAGCUACACCAUUCAGAGAGCAGGAGAGGGCUGCAAAAUCAGUGCUACUGUGUUUGUCAACCGGAGAAACAUGAAACUGUGUGUCGUCCCUCCUGAAGGGAAUCCAGGGGUGCAAAAAAUCAUUGACUAUUUGGACAAGAAAAGGCAAUCUCAUCAAUAAACAAUGCAUCGCUUCACUUCCUGCUUUGCUCUGUUGAAUAUGUGAAGAAAAAAUGGAGACAGAUGCCUGUUUGGUUUAUCGUACUGGACACUGCAUGUGGGGGGAGCUUAUGAUGACAACUUAAGCUGAGAAUUGAUGUUAUCAUUUUGUAAAAAAACAUAAAGGCAUUUUCCUAAUAA
Cyprinodon variegatus (sheepshead minnow) is the source of this 549-nucleotide messenger RNA. Its product is annotated as C-C motif chemokine 20-like. Gene Ontology annotation, molecular function: CCR chemokine receptor binding; chemokine activity. NCBI's taxonomy places the organism in Eukaryota, Metazoa, Chordata, Actinopteri, Cyprinodontiformes, Cyprinodontidae. Bases 83 to 370 code for a protein of 95 amino acids. Gene Ontology annotation, biological process: cellular response to tumor necrosis factor; positive regulation of GTPase activity; immune response. The transcript has 3 exons. The record is from RefSeq and is a predicted model, not a curated record. Gene Ontology annotation, cellular component: extracellular region.